AUGAACAUUGGUGUGAGUGAAGAAGUGGCCGGAGAAGUGGCUCUUGUAGCUGAUGAUCUUAGUCGUGCUGUGGAAUUAACCCUGAAUCCUACUGUAUCACAUGAUGCUCGCAGCCAGGCAUACAAUGCAUGUGAGAGCUUCAAAGAAAACUCGCCAUGGUGUGCUCAAGCUGGUCUCCUCUUGGCCAGUGGAAGUCAGUACUCUGCUGUGGUCAAACAUUUUGGUCUUCAGUUGAUGGAACACACAGUAAAAUAUCGCUGGACACAAAUCACACAAGCAGAGAAAAUAUUUAUCAAAGAAAAUGCUAUGAAAUUGUUAUACAUGGGAGGUUGGGAAACAGGUCAUCUCAAUGAUGCACUAGCUAGAGUGAUUGUGGAGAUGAUCAAACGGGAGUGGCCACAACAGUGGCCGACUUUACUAGCUGAAUUAAGUGACGCAUGUGCUAGAGGCCAUUUACACACUCAAAUUGUUUUGCAUGUCUUUCUUCGACUUGUUGAAGAUGUUGCAACAUUACAGACUUUGGAACAACAUCAACGUCGCAAGGAUAUAUAUCAAGCAUUAACAAGCAACAUGUCUGAGAUAUUCGCAUUUUUUAUGCGUUUGAUUGAGCUUCAUGUUCAAGAAUUCAGGGAAAAAACAGCUGCUGGAGACUUCAAUGCUGCAGCUAGCAAUGGUCGUGUAGUUCAGGUUGUUCUCUUGACAUUGACUGGUUUUGUGGAAUGGGUGUCAACAAACCAUGUGGUGAUGAAUAAUGGACGACUGCUGCAGAUCUUGUGUAUCCUCUUACAAGAUGAAUCCUUCCAACUGCCAGCAGCAGAAUGUUUGCUACAAGUGGUCAACAGGAAGGGAUCUACAAAGGAACGAAAACCUCUUAUGAUAUUAUUCAGUGAGGAUGCAAUCUCAUGCAUUCACCGUGCUGCGCUAGCUAGCAUAAAUGUUGUGGAUGAAAAACAUUACUUGUUCCUAAAGAAGCUCUCACAGGUAUUGGUGGGGCUAUCUCAGCAGUUGACUUCCAUGUGGAGUAAUGCCAGUAACAUGGAAGCGUGGAUGCCAGUGUUGUUGGAGACAGUGUUGUUGUUGACAGCACAUCCGUCAUUGACGCUCGUGCAGGCCGCUAACGCUGUUUGGCUGUCGCUGUUGAAGCACGAGCAUGCAGCACGUCUGCCGCACGUGCUCGCCGCGUUGCCGCGAUGGCUGCACGCCGCCGCACCUAAAAUACUCAAGGUUACAUAUCCAUCGUCACGAGUGAGCGGUGUAAACGAUGCAGUUGCAUAUGCUUGCAUAGAUUAUGACAGUGACCAAGAAUUUGCAAUAUUUUUCAACCGAUACCGAACUGAAUUAUUGGACAGUUUUAGGCAUUGCAUGACCACUGCGCCCCUUGUAACUUGGGCAUAUGUGGAACAGUGGACGCGAGCGGCUUUAGAUAAGGUAGACUCUUGUCCCCCGCAUUUGGAGGCCACACAUCCAUUACACGUGGAAUGGGAAGCACUUUCACAGGUAUUGGACGUGGUAUUAUCUCGGUUGCUGCAAGCGGAACCGCGACCGAAUGUGGUGGAGGGCUUACAGCUGCUACAGCGCUGUGUGGUAUGCGAGCCGCGCGCGCCUCUCAUACUGUCACUGCUGCUGUCGCUCAUAUCAGCACUCUUCGUGUUCCUCAGCUGUGCUUAUAGUCAGCUUGCUGGUCCGGGUGUAGGAGUAGCGGGCGCAGACUUACUGCCUCGCGUACUAGAUAAGAUCUUCGCUGCUUUAGUGUACGAAGGUGUGCCGCCCGAUGAUCGCCGUUCUAGGGCCGUUAAGAACGUCCGCAGACAUGCUGCCGGCUUACUCGUUAAAUUAGGCUCUAAGUAUCCGUUGUUGCUCCUGCCGGUGUUUCCGCGUCUGCAUGAGAUGUGUCGUAGUGCGAUAGCGCGCGCUAAUCUCAGCGCGGUGGAAAGUGUCACGCUGCAGGAGGCUUUGCUGCUCGUCUCUAACCACUUCUGCUGCUACGAGAGACAGAGCGCGCUAGUAGCACAGGUUUUGGGCGAUUGCAGCGAACGUUGGACGAUGUUAGGCCCGCAGGUUUCCAGCGCAGAGUCUCUGGCGCGUUUGAUAGGUUUAGAUUGUCCACCGUCCCCGGUGGCCGACGAUGAGACUGGACGCGCGCGUCGCACGCUCCUGCACGCGCUCACGCUGCUACUGGGCGUGGUCAAGCGUACCUGCGUGCCCGCUGACCCUGAUAAGGCGUCCCGCGGCGGGUUCAGCGCGGGCGUGACCGCGUCCGGCAACCCGGUAUGGCGUAACCCGUGCGGGUCGCACGUGCUGCCGCUGUUCCCGCACGCGCUGGCGCUGUGCCGCGCGCUGCACGAGCUGCACGCGCCGCACGCCGCGCCGCUGCGGCACCGCGGCCACGCGCGCGCCCUCUGCGCCUCCGCCGCCGAGCGCCGGAACCUGCUCGGGCUGGCGGCCGCGCGGGAACACGACCCCGCGGUUGCGCCGCACGACCGCAUGCAGAACUAUCUCCACACGCUACACGACAAUGUAUGUCACUUAGUGGGCGCCGCUGCUACGACUCUAGGACGAGAGUUGUACGCCGUGGCGGGAUUAGCAAAGUUCCUGACUGAUUCGUUACUGCACGGGGUUGAGUGGUUGCCGGACCACUGGCUGAGGCCCAUUGUGCGGAACGCGCUAAAACCACUGCUGCAUCACUGCCCACCCGCACACUACCAUCAAGUCGCCCUACCCCUGCUCCAACACUACACGCCAUUCAUGUUAAGACAUCUAUCGAAACGAUGGGAAUAUGUAACAUCUCUCUACGAAUCUGGAAAGUUAGAAGAGGAAGGGGGAAGUGAAUCACAAGAAGUUCUUGAAGAUAUGCUUGUAAGGCAUCUGACUAGAGAACAUUUAGAAGUACUCAAGAUAUCGUUAGUGGAUGGAGGCUUAAGUGCGGAGGUUUGUUCGGGGGAUAUGGAAGAAGAUACGCCUACUACGACCCCACAGCGCGCGCCCGAACAAGUCUCGGAACUGGGCGCGCUAGUACUAGCCAAUCCUGUUGCAGGACCCGCUGUAUUGCAUACUGUAUUGUGGGCGUUGAUGUGGAACGACUCGACGUCGUCGUUGCGCGCGUGCACCCUGGCGCUUCCUGCGCUGCGCGCGGCGCUGGAGGCGGGUCAGGUGUCGGCGGUGGACGCGAGCGGGGCGCUGGCGGCGGUGCUGCAGGCGCUGCGCACGCACGGUCAGCACGACGCCAACCAGGCCGCGCUGCUAGCGCUCGCCGUACAGGCAUACGAGGCGUUACGACCCCGUUUCCCAAAUAUAGUGACGGUGUUGCGCGACAUUCCUGAUGUGGACGCGCAUGAUCUCCACAGAUUGGACGAGAAACUUGCCGCCAAUCCCACCAAGCCAUCCAAAAUUGACAAAAGCAAGCGGGACUUGUUCAAGAAAAUCACAUCUAGGUUAAUUGGUCGUAAUGUGGGUCAACUCUUCAAGAAGGAAGUGUAUAUUCUGGACCUACCUACGAUGCACAUAGCUAAAGAGAAGCCACGGAGUGCCGUGGAGUCGGCUGAGGGCGCGGGUCUAGAAAAGCUGUUCGCUAACGGGCCCACUUAG
Messenger RNA from Diatraea saccharalis (sugarcane borer), 3585 nucleotides. Lineage: Eukaryota; Metazoa; Arthropoda; Insecta; Lepidoptera; Crambidae. The record is from the annotation of a GenBank genome assembly.